Messenger RNA from Thamnophis sirtalis, 2265 nucleotides. RefSeq names its product Gfo/Idh/MocA-like oxidoreductase domain containing 2 (gene GFOD2). The record is from RefSeq and is a predicted model, not a curated record. NCBI's taxonomy places the organism in Eukaryota, Metazoa, Chordata, Lepidosauria, Squamata, Natricidae. Gene Ontology annotation, biological process: extracellular matrix organization. Gene Ontology annotation, molecular function: nucleotide binding. Gene Ontology annotation, cellular component: extracellular matrix.
CCUCCUUCGCUGCUUCUUCUCCGUCUCCGUCUCCGGCUGAGCCGGAGAAGGGGAGGACGGGGCGCUGAGGGACUCGAGACACGAUGAAUGAACCAAGAUGCUGUGCUGAGGAGAUCGGCUGUUCAUUGGGAGCUUUGCGCUGCGGGACUGGAGUGUGAAAGGAGCACAAAAUGAAAAUGCUUCCCGGUGUCGGGGUAUUUGGGACUGGGAGUUCGGCCCGUGUGUUGGUCCCUCUGCUGAGAGCCGAAGGCUUCUCCAUUGAAGCUCUAUGGGGGAAGACUGAAGAGGAAGCCAAACAGCUAGCUGAGGAAAUGAACAUUUCCUUCUACACCAGUCGAACAGAUGAUGUUUUGCUGCACCAGGAUGUAGAUCUGGUUUGCAUCAACAUUCCCCCUCCGCUAACGCGACAAAUUGCAGUGAAAGCUCUAGGAAUUGGAAAGAACGUAAUCUGCGAGAAAGCCGCUACCUCUCUCGAUGCUUUUAGGAUGGUCACGGCUGCUAGGUAUUACCCCAAGCUCAUGAGCAUCGUGGGCAACGCUCUGCGCUUUCUACCCGCGUUUGUCAGAAUGAAGCAGUUACUCGACGAACACUAUGUCGGCAGCAUCCUGGUCUGUGACGUGCGAGUGUACUGGGGCAGCCUCCUCAGCCAGAAGUACAACUGGAUUUGCGACGAGCUGAUGGGCGGGGGCGGCCUGCACACGAUGGGCACUUACAUUAUAGACCUGCUGACCCAUCUCACGAGCCGAAAGGCCGAGAAGGUCCACGGGCUGCUGAAAACAUUCGUCAAGCAGAACUCGGCCAUCAGCGGCAUCCGCCACGUCACCAGUGAUGACUUCUGCUUCUUCCAGAUGCUGAUGGCGGGAGGCAUCUGUAGCACAGUGACGCUAAACUUCAACAUGCCCGGGUCCUUUGUUCACGAGGUCAUGAUCGUAGGCUCAGCUGGCCGCCUUAUUGCUCGCGGGAUGGAUUUAUAUGGACAGAAGAACGCAGCUCCCCAGGAAGAGCUAUUAUUUAAGGACUCCCUGAAUGUCCAUGCGGAGCUGUCCGAAAAAGAAUUCAAGGACAUCCCUCUUCUGUACCUCAAAGGAAUGGUCUACUUGGUGCAAGCUCUCCGCCUUUCCUUCCAGGAUCAGGAGGACCAGAGGACCUGGGAUCCCAAACCGGUGGCAAUGGCAGCUUCUUUUGAAGAUGGCCUCUAUAUGCAAAGUGUGGUAGAUGCCAUUAAAAGGUCCAGCAGGUCUGGAGAAUGGGAGACGGUGGAGGAGAUGAUUGAAGAGCCCGAUGCCAACCAGAACCUCUGUGAGGCGCUGCAGAGAAAUAACCUAUAAUGCAGAUACUCCUGCAAAACGGAACCAUUGGAAGCAGAAGGGGUGGGAGGGUGGAAUGGAAGCAGGGGAAAAAGAGGAAGGGUAUAUGUGUGUAAAGGGGGAGUCUGUGUUUUUUUUUAAUCUCGGAGAAUUUUAAUUGUUGCAGACGUACGUGUCUCUGGUUACUUAAAAUUUAAUAACUUGUGUAUUGUUAGGAAAACUUGAAUUGCCAGUUGCACUCAGCAGACAACAGCUCUGUCCCCCCCCAAAAUCAAGAGCUUUUGGGGUGCCAAGCUCUCUUCUGCGCCCAGCUCACGUAUUGAUGCAAGUUGAACCUAAUUGGCAUGUAGUGCUAGAGAAUGCUGAUUGUUUUUAAAAUAGGAAUCGAAGUUAUUUUUUUUAACAGCUCUUUGAGGUGGGGAAACAGCGUCCCCAAAGGAAUACAAAGGAGGCAAAUCUUUAGAGCUGGCCCUUUUAAGAGAAUUAGAAGGGACAGAGAUAGGAAUCUCUUUGCAGAGACACAAGACUUUGCUACAAUUCAGGGAGCAACCAGUGAAUGAUCAUGUUCAUUCAUUGGGUUUCCCCAACUCUCAUAUGAAGCCCAUCUGUACCGAAAGACUGAAGCAUGGAUCUGAGAAAGCUUGCAUUGAAUUAACCCAGUCUAGAACUCCUAGAUGCUCCAGACACUUUCCGGCAUUUCUCAGUCUAUCCGUGGCAGUAGAAAUGGGAAAAAGAUUAUUAGCGUCCAAGGGCCCCCCAAAAAUGAAAUGGGAUAUAUAUAUAUAUAUAUAUUGCGAACUAUCCUAAAAAUACAAGUUCCAGGCGUAGCUAUAAAAGAAGAGACAGGCAUCACGAUCUCCGGAACUUAAAAUCUAUUAUCCACUUAGCUUUUGUUAGCCUCUGCUAACAUGGUCAGAGUAUAAAAACUACCAUUGAAGAGAUAUUUGCCUUUAUCCAC